AUGGAGGAAAUAGCAGAAGACCAGGAAUUAGAAGACAUGAGCACACUGGACAGCACUGCUGGAGACCUGAUCCUCAGUGUCCCUAACCCCCUCCAGAUACUGGAUACUGCUGCCUCCCAGGUUCAAGCGAGUCUCCUGCCUCAGCCUCCCAACAUCCUUCGGAAAGCUCUGGACAAGAUCGCAGAAAUCAAGUCUCUGUUGGAGGAGAGGCGGAUUGCGGCCAAGAUCGCAGGUCUCUACAAUGACUCGGAGCCACCCCGGAAGACCAUGCGCAGAGGGGUGCUGAUGACCCUGCUGCAGCAGUCGGCCAUGACCCUGCCCCUGUGGAUCGGGAAGCCUGGUGACAAGCCCCCACCCCUCUGUGGGGCUAUCCCCGCCUCAGGGGACUACGUGGCCAGACCUGGAGACAAGGUGGCUGCCCGGGUGAAGGCCGUGGAUGGGGAUGAGCAGUGGAUCCUGGCCGAGGUGGUCAGUUACAGCCAUGCCACCAACAAGUAUGAGGUAGACGACAUCGAUGAAGAAGGCAAAGAGAGACAUACCCUGAGCCGGCGUCGUGUCAUCCCGCUGCCCCAGUGGAAGGCCAACCCAGAGACGGACCCCGAGGCCUUGUUCCAGAAGGAGCAGCUCGUGCUGGCCCUGUAUCCCCAGACCACCUGCUUCUACCGUGCCCUGAUCCAUGCACCCCCACAGCGGCCCCAGGACGACUACUCAGUCCUGUUUGAAGACACCUCCUAUGCAGACGGCUAUUCCCCUCCCCUCAAUGUGGCUCAGAGGUACGUGGUGGCUUGUAAGGAGCCCAAAAAAAAGUGAGGCUGCCCGGCGGACUCACCAUCCCCCAACGACACAGGGCAGGACAGCAGAGGAUGUGCUGGGAUUAAACAGACAUUCCUCCUC
Rhinopithecus roxellana (golden snub-nosed monkey) is the source of this 894-nucleotide messenger RNA. Its product is annotated as SAGA-associated factor 29. The transcript is spliced from 9 exons. Gene Ontology annotation, cellular component: SAGA complex. The record is from RefSeq and is a predicted model, not a curated record. Lineage: Eukaryota; Metazoa; Chordata; Mammalia; Primates; Cercopithecidae. Bases 1 to 810 code for a protein of 269 amino acids.